CGAGAGAGAGAGAGUUCGAAGGCAGGGACGAAGGGUAAGAGCGUUGGACUGGUUUCACGAGGCAAAAAGUUCCAAGAGGUCCUGUCACGGCUUACCUUCACUCUGCACCGUCAACCCGACCAUGAAGGACGGAUGACACCUCAUAGACCUUGACCAGUCGCAUGGCUGAACUGACCGGAGGUGAUAAAUGUUCACUCCAACUUUGUUUCCCGAGUUUGAUUGGAAUAUGUGAACGCCAGCAGGAUGAAGGCAGCGGCGUGGAGUUUUCUCCUCCUGUACGUGUGCGAGRGCAUGCAAACCGUGUCCGUGGCCGGGGUCCAAGGCUCAGCAGUUGCCCCAACGGACACAACAGCUUCCACAUGCUCUACUCCUGUUACCCCCACGGACGACGAGACCACUGGACUGGUGGAUUGGCUGACGAGGUAUGGCUACCUCCCGCCCUCGGACCCCUCCACUGGACAGCUACAAGCCUGGACAGCUGUCACUCAUGCUGUUAGCGCCAUGCAAAGGUUUGCAGGCCUAGAGGAGACAGGAGUUGCAYAUGAGGAGACGCUGGCUCUGAUGCGAGCCCCGCGAUGUUCACUGCCAGACAAAGGGGAGGAGCCCAAACCACUGGCCAAUCAGCUCCAGGAGGGGCAGGGCCUGAGGAGAAAGAGGGCUGUGACAACAUGGACACGAAGGAACAUCAACUGGAGGUUGCGUUCAUACCCCACCUCCUCCUCCCUCUCCCGCGAGACGAUUCGCUCUCUGGUGUUCUACGCCCUGAGGGUGUGGGAGGAGCCAACCCCGCUGGAGUUCCACGAGGUGGGAGGCCCAGAAGGGGCAGAUCUGCAGGUGGACUUCCUCCACGGUUUCCAUGGUGACGGCUACCCCUUCGAUGGUGCAGGAGGAGCUGUUGGCCACGCCUUCUUCCCUUCUGACCUCACCAGAGCGGGCGGUGUACACCUAGAUGCCGAGGAGGAGUGGGUGUUCCGCCAGCCAGCCUCUGAGGGAACGGACUUGUUCACCGUGCUGGUGCAUGAAUUUGGCCACGCCCUGGGUUUGUCCCACUCGUCUGCCAGGCGCUCUGUGAUGAGACCUUACUACCAGGGCCCCGUAGGAGACCCUCUCAACUACCGUCUGGGCCCCAACGACCUGGAGCUCAUCACCAGGCUCUAUGGUAAUAGAAAUCAACUCAUGGUCACAGACGUUCCUCGGUUGGUUCAUGAAACUCAGCUGCAGCAUCGCGACGGACACGGACACCGACACAGACACAGCCAUUCCGUAGACCGCUGUAACACUAGCUUUGAUGCAGUGGCCAAAGAUUAGGGAGAGACGUUCUUCUUUAAAGGUGGUGUGGUGUAGGUCGUCUCCCUAAUGGUUGGACUAUUUUCCCCUAGCCUCCUGUUUUAAACUACGGGCAUGAUCGCCCCUGGUGGAUGUACCCACACUGCAGGAC
Molecule: messenger RNA, 1438 nt
Organism: Salvelinus sp. IW2-2015
Lineage: Eukaryota; Metazoa; Chordata; Actinopteri; Salmoniformes; Salmonidae
Product: matrix metalloproteinase-17
Biological process (GO): proteolysis; collagen catabolic process; extracellular matrix organization
Cellular component (GO): extracellular matrix
Molecular function (GO): metalloendopeptidase activity; zinc ion binding
Source: RefSeq, a predicted model, not a curated record